CAAAAAACCAAGAAAGAAGAAGAAGAAAAGGGAGAAGAAGAAAAAGAAGGAAGGAAGGAUCGAAUAUAUCAAACAUCAAAACAAAGUAAGCUAGUUGCGUCGAGGUGCAGAAUGGAGAGAAAAACACAAGAGUUAGUUGCUUCGAGGAGUAGAAUAGAGAGGUCUAGAAAAAGAAAACAACUAUAUCAACUUGAUGGUUCUGAUUCAUCUGAUUCAUCUACCAGCAAAGAUGCUUAUAAGCCUAGACGUCGUAAAAUUGAGAAAAAUAGGAGUGGCGGUGAACAGAAGUACUGCCAUCAGUGCAAAAGAAAUGAUGGGUAUGUUGUGACCUGCAACAGAUGUGAGAGGAAACGAUAUUGCACUUCGUGUAUUUCAAAAAACUAUCCCCAGAUGAAUGAGGAGGAUUUUCUUAUGGAAUGUCCUUUCUGCCGAGACAUUUGCAAUUGCAAGAGUUGUUUGCGCUUGGAAUUGCCCGAAAAGAACGAAACAAGGAUGAGCGAAGGAGACAAAAAGAAUUACGCAAAGUAUCUCCUGCGACGGCUUCUUCCAUAUGUGAAACAAAUUAACGAAGAGCAAAGUUUGGAAAAAGAGAUGGAGGCACAAAUUCGAGGGUUGCCAUUUUCUGAGGUCAAAGUGCAGCAAGCAGACUGCUAUGUUAAUGAGCGUCUAAAUUGCAACUGGUGCGAAACUUCGAUUGCUGACUACCACCGGAGCUGCACAAAAUGUCCGUAUGAUCUAUGCAUCUCCUGUUGCCGGGACUUGCGUGCUGGCUCUUUGCAAGCAGGUCAUCCGGGAAGCAUGAAUCAAUAUAAGAACCCGGGGGUGGGGUACUUAUACAUGGUGAAACAUGUAAACCAGCUCGAAGCAAUAGAACUGUGGGCACAUCGACUGCAACAAAGGACGGUGGUUCCCGCGGGAAGGCAAAAUUACCUGAAUGGAGGCCUAACAAGGAUGGCAGCAUCUCUUGUCCACCGGAGAGUUUGGGUGGGUGUGGAAAAGGUAUUCUGA
Molecule: messenger RNA, 1008 nt
Organism: Daucus carota subsp. sativus
Lineage: Eukaryota; Viridiplantae; Streptophyta; Magnoliopsida; Apiales; Apiaceae
Product: lysine-specific demethylase JMJ25-like
Exons: 6
Coding region: 112-1008 (298 amino acids)
Biological process (GO): regulation of transcription by RNA polymerase II
Cellular component (GO): chromatin; histone deacetylase complex
Molecular function (GO): transcription coregulator activity; chromatin DNA binding; histone H3K9 demethylase activity
Source: RefSeq, a predicted model, not a curated record